This is a messenger RNA of Candidozyma duobushaemuli, 693 nucleotides long. RefSeq names its product E2 ubiquitin-conjugating protein. The record is from RefSeq and is a predicted model, not a curated record. Lineage: Eukaryota; Fungi; Ascomycota; Pichiomycetes; Serinales; Metschnikowiaceae. The coding region runs from base 1 to 693 and encodes 230 amino acids. The transcript has a single exon.
AUGGUCUCUCGCCAGGCGCAAAAGAGACUCAACAAAGAGUACAAAACCAUCCAGGCGAACCCUCCGCCAUUCAUCGAGGCCAAGCCAAAUGAUGAAAAUAUCUUGGAGUGGCACUUUAUCAUCACUGGUCCUCCUUCUACCCCAUAUGAAAACGGCCAGUACCACGGUCUUCUUCGGUUUCCAUCGGAAUACCCUUUUGCUCCUCCAGCAAUCUCGAUGGUAACCCCAAACGGCAGAUUUGCCUGCAAUACCCGUCUCUGUCUUAGUAUGAGUGAUUACCACCCAGACACAUGGAACCCAGCAUGGAGUGUUUCUACGAUUUUGACGGGGUUGUUGAGUUUUAUGACCGGAGAAGACAGCACCACGGGGCUGAUUAACACAAGUGAGAGCGUGAAACGCCGGUUGGCAAGAGACAGCAAGAAGUGGAAUAAUAGCGAUAACACCCGGUUCAGAGCUAUCUUUCCCGACUUGGUUGAUCUGAACAAGAUCGCGAUCGCUGAGGCCGAGCAGGCGCAGAAGGAGCUUGAGCAGACUAAGGCACAGAUAAAAAGAGGCGAGCUUGACUUGUCAACGUUAGAUCCAGAGGAUAGAGCGAGGAUACAGGCGGAUCACAUGGAGAAGAGAUCCUCAGGUGGUUUCGUGGUUGGAGGUGUGCUUUUGGUUGCCGUUGUGAUGGCAUUUAUCUACUACUGA